AUGGACCACCAGGACAGCUUGCUCCACUUCCCCUCCUACUCCCCGUCGUCGUACACGCCCCUGCCGCCCUUUCCCUGCCCAGCUCCCAGCACCACCAGCAGCGGUCAUGGGCACAGGGGCAACCCCGCCCUCGUCGAGGAACUGCGGCAGGCCGUGGCCCUCCAGACAGGCCACCCCGAACCCCCCAGCUCAUCUUCCUCCUCUACUCGCGAUCGGUUGGACUACUUUGGGUUCCCGGCCACCACCGCCACCAUCCACUUUGACGAGACUCGAUGCAGAUGGCUGACGGGCGGCACCGGCGCUGCUGAAAAGGACAAGCACCGGGUGUGGUACCCGCACGAGAACUACAUCCCUGUCAACCUGCACCUUCUCGCCAGCACUCUUCUCGAUGCCGUGAGCAAGAUCGAGGAGGAGACCGGGAGCCGGGGCCUGCGGCAGAGCUUCGAGGAACUAUGCGGGGUGUACCUCUACGUGGUGCAGGCCAAGCACGAAGCCCUCACCCGCGAACUGCAGCUCUACCAGACCCUCUUCAACCCGGCCUUGCGCCAGAGCGAUAAGCACGCAGCGGGGCAGGGCGGGGUUGAAGACGAGACGAAGCGGCAGCGCAUGAUCAACAGCUUCAUCCACAACUUUGUGCGCACCAUGCGCAAGGCCAACUUCAAUCCGCUCACCCAGGAGCAGAUCAAAUUCGCAGCCAACCCCGAACAGAUCUUGUUUGGAGUGCCGAUGCGCAUCGACUGGGACAAGCUGGAUUCAAGCUUGCUGGAGGCCUACUUCAACUCGGUCGACGAACCCGACAUUCCCCCGCCUCCGCCCUUUGCUCGCAACUGUUUGGUGUUCUGGCGCGGAGUGGGCGUACAGAGGCGGACCGGUCGCUUCGUGCUGGCCAAGCUCGACCUCCUCAUCCAACGCGGGCUCAACAUCUUCAAGGCCGCGCUCAGUCCCAUCCUCCCCUCGCCCAAGAUACGGAUCAGCGAUGGGCUGGCAUCGAUGGCGCAGGACUACAUGAAUACCGGGGCGGAGCCCGAGCAGCCCCACACCAGCAUCCACCUGCCUCGCUUCAUCGACCGCAAGACGCUCCUCACCACCGCCGCGUCGCUGUUCGAGGAGGUGACAGUAGAGGAGCCGACGUACAAGGAAGUGGUGCUUCUGUUCAAGAAAAAGAAGAACAGCAGCAGCGGCAGCAGCGGGGAGGACCAGGCCCACUGCAAGCCCGACGAGAACGCCAUCUUCAUCCAACGGUUCUACGAUAUUCCAAUGAAGAAUCUGCAGGUGGUGUUUCCGCUGCAGCAGGCCGGAUGGAACUGGGCCGACAUGGUGUCGUUCCUCAUGCUCCUCUCCUUCUCCGUCACUCUCGCCUUCAAGGCCUUCUUCACCCUCGCCCAUUCCACAUCGCCGUCGCCAUACUGCGUAGAUCGAGGUGAGAAGCAGAAACGUGAGGCUGAUGAGCUGAGCCGCGUCGGUAGAUAA
Messenger RNA from Acanthamoeba castellanii str. Neff, 1470 nucleotides. RefSeq lists its product as uncharacterized. NCBI's taxonomy places the organism in Eukaryota, Discosea, Longamoebia, Acanthamoebidae. The coding region runs from base 1 to 1470 and encodes 489 amino acids. The transcript is spliced from 11 exons. The record is from RefSeq and is a predicted model, not a curated record.